AUGUGUGCACGUCAACAAGUAUCGUCCCAGAAGCCUGUGUGCACGUCAACAAGUAUCGUCCCAGAAGCAUGUGUGCACGUCAACAAGUAUCGUCCCAGAAGCCUGUGUGCACGUCAACAAGUAUCGUCCCAGAAGCCUGUGUGCACGUCAACAAGUAUCGUCCCAGAAGCCUGUGUGCACGUCAACAAGUAUCGUCCAAGCAUGUGUGCACGUCAACAAGUAUCGAAGCAUGUGCGUCAGCAAGUCGUCCCAGAAGCCUGUGUGCACGUCAAUAAGUAUCGUCCCAGAAGCAUGUGUGCGUCAACAAGUAUCGUCCCAGAAGCAUGUGUGCACGUCAACAAGUAUCGUCCCAGAAGCAUGUGUGCACGUCAACAAGUAUCGUCCCAGAAGCCUGUGUGCACGUCAACAAGUAUCGUCCCAGAAGCCUGUGUGCACGUCAGCAAGUAUCGUCCCAGAAGCCUGUGUGCACGUCAGCAAGUAUCGUCCCAGAAGCCUGUGUGCACGUCAGCAAGUAUCGUCCCAGAAGCAUGUGUGCGUCAGCAAGUAUCGUCCCAGAAGCAUGUGUGUCGUGAAGCCUGUGUGCGUCAGCAAGUAUCGUCCCAGAAGCAUGUGUGCACGUCAACAAGUAUCGUCCCAGAAGCAUGUGUGCACGUCAGCAAGUAUCGUCCCAGAAGCCUGUGUGCACGUCAACAAGUAUCGUCCCAGAAGCAUGUGUGCACGUCAACAAGUAUCGUCCCAGAAGCAUGUGUGCACGUCAACAAGUAUCGUCCCAGAAGCCUGUGUGCACGUCAACAAGUAUCGUCCCAGAAGCAUGUGUGCACGUCAACAAGUAUCGUCCCAGAAGCCUGUGUGCACGUCAACAAGUAUCGUCCCAGAAGCCUGUGUGCACGUCAACAAGUAUCGUCCCAGAAUCCUGUGUGCACAUCAUAA
Molecule: messenger RNA, 930 nt
Organism: Homarus americanus (American lobster)
Lineage: Eukaryota; Metazoa; Arthropoda; Malacostraca; Decapoda; Nephropidae
Exons: 1
Coding region: 1-930 (309 amino acids)
Source: RefSeq, a predicted model, not a curated record